GCAUCGGCAGUGGUAGACCAGAUGACAAUUGAAGAAAAAGUUUCCGUUAUCUCCGGACAGACGUCCACCACAAAUGGAUGCUCAGGCCAAAUACCUGGAGUUCCUCAUCUUGGAUUUCCUGGCAUAUGUGUAAACGAUGGUCCAAACGGUCUUCAUGAUAUCGCUGGUGUUAAUGGCUAUCCUUCUGCCAUUACUAUUGGUGCGACAUGGAACAAAACGCUUGCCCUUGAACGUGGUCAAUAUAUGGGCCUGGAGUCUAAGGUGAAGGGUGAUGAGUAA
Molecule: messenger RNA, 279 nt
Organism: Bipolaris maydis ATCC 48331
Lineage: Eukaryota; Fungi; Ascomycota; Dothideomycetes; Pleosporales; Pleosporaceae
Biological process (GO): glucan catabolic process
Molecular function (GO): beta-glucosidase activity
Source: RefSeq, a predicted model, not a curated record